Phalacrocorax carbo (great cormorant) is the source of this 2337-nucleotide messenger RNA. NCBI's taxonomy places the organism in Eukaryota, Metazoa, Chordata, Aves, Suliformes, Phalacrocoracidae. The record is from RefSeq and is a predicted model, not a curated record.
CGGGCGGAGGGAGGGCGGGAGGUAGCGGGCCGGGCCCCCGGCUAUUAGUACCGGCCCUCGGCGGAGCCCGCCUCAGUGCUGAGCCGCCCCGGUCACUCGCCGCCUCUCAGCACCAUGCAGGGGCUCAGCGCCGCGCCGCCCGCCGCCUUCCUCCUCCUCAGCGCCCUGCUGCUGCCGGCGGCCGCGGCGCCGGGAGCCGAGCGGGAGCUGAACCCCAGCAGCCGGCUGGCGGCGGCGGCGGCGCGGGUGGCACUGCACUACCUCAACUUCCAGGCGGCCUCCCCCGGCGCGCUGCGGGCGCUGGGGCAGGUCCGCAAGGCCACGCUGAAGAGCAUCCCCGAUUCUGGUCACAAGUACUACCUGCAGUUCACUACCGAAGACUACAAAAGUGGGGAAAAUGCUGGGAGCUGCCUUGCUACAGUGUUGUACCCAAAGACAAAGGCUCCGCCUGUUGUCAGUAUCAAGUGCGUGCACACCAAAGACCAGAAGCAAAUCCAAGAAGAGGACAACAAAAUUUACCAGAAAAUUAGGCAACAAACCAAAGCAAUAAUUGGAAACAAUAUUCCAGACAGCUAUGGAAAUAUUGAACCUGCCCUGGAGCCUGCGUGGGCCUUGGCUGUUGCUGGCAGCAGUUACAUAAUGUGGGAAAAGUCAACGGAGAACUUGGGUUACUUCAUGGCACAAGUCAAGUCUGUGAAACAGUGGAUAAGGAAAGAUGAUUUCGUUGAGUUUGACUACACUGUCCUACUCCAUGAACUUCCAACGCAGGAAAUUAUUUCAUGUCACAUGCGCCUCACUUGGGUUCCUGGUCGCCCUCUGAAAGUGAAAUACUUCUGUGCUUCAGAGAAUCAGGGGCUCGAAGAUGGAUCUGGGAUGGAAUCUGGAUCAGCUGCUGGGAUUUUACAUGAAAGUGGAGCAAAUUUUUAGCAGAGAUUGUCAGCUUUAUGUAUAUGUAUUAAAUGAGAAAAUCCUUGUGUUAAUGGACCUGGAGUUGUGAUAAUUUUUCUACUAUACAAGUCGAGCAGUGAAUUUGAACGCUUUCACUAGUCUGUUUUGUUCCAAAAUUAAUUCCUGUAAUUUCUUACGCUGCAAGACUCAUGUUCUAGAGUUCUACCUAGAAACUUUGCUACUCCAUAUAUACCCAGAUGACCAUACACAAGUUGGUUUUAUGUCACUGUUACUUAGAGUAACAUAGGUUGUAAACAAAGUUAAUAUAUUUGGAUUAAAAUCUCGAGAAAAGUAUUAAUCUGUCACUAAGAAAUAUGUCUAAUUUUUUUUUUUUCAUUUUUUGGGAUAGAUACAUGCUGAUUUUUAACUUGCAUCUCCGAUAAAACAGACCAUUACGCAGGGUCGAGGUUGGGUUUUCUUUCAGGACGCUGCUGUUCGACCCAGCUGCCCGUCUCCUCCCAGGGUCUGGCCCUCCAGAGGACGUGGACGGGCGCAGGGUCCCCCCGCAAGGCCCUGCGGAAGCUGGUAACCAGCGUCUGCGCGGCCCCAGCCCCGGUGACGCACCGCUGCUCCCCGCGGCGCGAGCUGACGGAGAGUUUCUUCUCUUGUAUUUGUGAGGGCAACUCCAAAAAUAUUGAUAUAAGGAAAACAUGUUUUGUUGUCUCCCCACUGUCACCGGCACAGAACACUGCAAGGCAGUGUUUGUCGGGCGGAAACUGAGGAUGUUGUCUUAGUCUAUUUGCAGCACGGCACAGUUCUUGUUAUUUUACCUUAAGAAAACCAGACAGAACUGGACAGGAAGACAGGAAUGUUCUGUACAGAGAAUUUCCACACUUGGGCUCGGCGGGGGAACAGCGCGCCGCCAGAAUGCCCCAUCAAACGCUCCCAUAGUGACUGCCGUGCCUUGAACCCACCCCUAAGCACAACAAAGUCCUACCGCAAGGACGACUUUUUCUCCUUUCACACCGAAUUCUCCAUUUGGGUUUACAGCAGGCCCACCCUCCCGCCUUUGCUCUCUGAGACGGGGCCAAACUGUCUCGAGUGCGUCAUUUUUCCCCCCCCCCAUUAGCAAGUUUUCUGCCGGGUUAAAGUAACUCCGUGUCAAUAAGUACACCUUACUGAGGAGAAGAGGCGAUGGUCGCUGCCUUCUGGGCUGGUUCUGUUCGUUGUAACUUGUGGUGUAUUGCGCUAUCGUUGAUCUGUAAUUGGUAACGAUGAUUAAGGUAAUCAACAUGAAAGGUUUAACGGGGGCAUACUUAGGCUGGGAGAUCUGGUAACCCCCUAGAUUCAGGCAUUUUACACAAGUGUAUGAGUCUGAUAUACUUUUACUGACUGAAGCUUUUUAUGUCAGCACGUGAGAGGCAUUACAAUAAAUUCAGCGAAGCAGCA